Closterium sp. NIES-65 is the source of this 1314-nucleotide messenger RNA. The record is from the annotation of a GenBank genome assembly. Lineage: Eukaryota; Viridiplantae; Streptophyta; Zygnematophyceae; Desmidiales; Closteriaceae.
AUGAUGGCUCCUAUUAAUCACCACGCGCUAUGCUCACCAUUCGUUACGCACAGUCAGCGACGCGCUUCCCGUUACAUCCACGUGUCAGCAGCACAAGCGAACCUAACGCACGAAAACGCUCAGUCCCCACCCGUGCCAGAGCCUCCUACCACAUCCGAAGCACACGCGCAAACCCCGCCCGCCAUUUCCGCCUGGCCCGCAUUCUCCGCCGCGUUUUCCGGCGAGUGGGCGGGAUACUCCGUCGAUUUCUCGCGCUUCGGGCAGCCCUUGGAGUUGCCGCAAUCCGUCGUUCCCGAGGCGUUCCGCGACUGGGGGCUCGUCCAAUACGCGUGGCAAUCUCAGACCUCCAGCGUCGCUCGCGGGGAAGCCCUUGGGAACGCCAAGAUUCUCUCUUCGUUCGUGCGGUACGCGCCUGCUGCGGGGUGCGAGGCGGCUUCUCCGCCUAAAUACAGUGUUGAAAGAACGGUUUUGGAGCUAUUUAGGGACACCACCAUCAGCACAACUGCUUCUCCUGCUGGUGGUGGUGGUGCUGCUGCUGCUGGCGACUUGUUUGCAUUCAAGGAAGAUGGUUCUUAUUUGCUCGUCCGAGCUGGCCAGUCCUCCACCAUGCCCGCGCCAGCCAGCGUGGACGUCAUGCGAGCCACUCAGUGGGUGCCACGUGGCACUGACUCCAGACCCCGUGACUCUAACGAGGGUGAUUCAUACAAGGGGAUCGGCAGCAUGGCAGCAGGGCCGUUUCAGGUGGAGCAUUGCUUGGCAUUGGAUGGGGUGGAAGCUGCAAGCGGUAAGGGAAGAGUGAGAGUGCGCGUCGUGCAGCAAUUUAAACCAGAGAAUGCAGCAGCAGGCGGGAAAGGAGGAGGAGCAUCAGCCGUGCCUCGGCUUGCCAGCCUGGCACUGCACAGGGAGAAGUGGGUGGAGCCGUUUUCGGGCGGCGCUGAGCUGGCGGAUGGCGCAGCGCUGUUCAGUUCGGAGAUGAUCGAGGAAGGGGAGGGGAGUGAGGCAGUGAGGGCAGGCCGGGUGAAGGAGAUUGAAGGGCGGUGGGAGGUGACGGCGAGAGAAGCUCAAGUGCCCGGAGCUCCAGCCACCUCAUCAUCACUUGUUGCUCUGGAGUUGACUGAACCCAUUCAAACGGAGCUCUCAAGGCAGAUGGAGACCUCUGCUUUGGACGAUGGAACGCUCAUGCUGCUGCCAGAGUUUCCUUGCACCCCAUUUAUUCUACCACCCGAGGCUUUCCUCUUUCUUUCAUUAUCCUCCUCCCCUUUCUGCCUCUGCUGCCACUGUGGCCUUUCAGGGAGUCUGGAGUCAUGUGCAUAA